CAGCAUGGGACGUGGAUGUUAACAGGGCUGAACAAAGGAACCAACUAUUUGUUUGAGAUCGAGGCAAUGAAUGAUGUUGGACUGAAUAGAUCAGAUGUGGUUAAAUAUACAACAUCAUGCUAUCCUGCUGCAUUGUCUUAUCCUCUGAUUACAAACAUACAUACAUCGUCGUUGUCAAGUGUCAGAUUUGUAGUCGACAUUCCCAGAGGCAAUGGUUGUGGUGUAAUAACUGACUAUUAUGUUACUGAUUGGGUGACAGAGAAGCAUCUUAAUUCAGUGUAUGUUGUCCGAGAUGGAUUGGUUACUGUGACUGUGACUGACUUGGAGGUAGGACGUGAGUAUGAUGUUGUGUUGUACACUCGAAAUCAGUGGGAGAAGAGAGACGAGGAGCUCAUGUGUCGUUUCAAGUAGACGAGGAUAAAGAUUCAACUACAGGCCGUGGUCC
Molecule: messenger RNA, 445 nt
Organism: Corticium candelabrum
Lineage: Eukaryota; Metazoa; Porifera; Homoscleromorpha; Homosclerophorida; Plakinidae
Exons: 3
Coding region: 16-411 (131 amino acids)
Molecular function (GO): protein binding
Source: RefSeq, a predicted model, not a curated record